This is a messenger RNA of Diaporthe batatas, 8556 nucleotides long. RefSeq lists its product as uncharacterized. The coding region runs from base 3090 to 5138 and encodes 682 amino acids. Lineage: Eukaryota; Fungi; Ascomycota; Sordariomycetes; Diaporthales; Diaporthaceae. The transcript is spliced from 5 exons. The record is from RefSeq and is a predicted model, not a curated record.
CUCCGCCAGAACAUGACCGGCCAGACCUCCGGCAGCUAUACCCGCCCGCCCCUCAUAUACCCUCUUUUCGACGUGUUUCCUGUCAAGUCAUGUCAGCCCAGCUACUGCCGGGUCGUCAGCACUCACCAACACCUGCAUCGUUGUUGCUGUGGGUGAGAGAGCGAAUGACACGCGAGUGGGCGAGUGAGGGAGUGGCUCGUGUGUCUGAUGCACUUCCCCAACCCACCCAUCUUUCUGUGUGCAAUGCAAUGCAGUGCAUUUCGGUGCUGCCUGCUCCCCCUGCUGCUACCUCGGUACUGUGGGAUCGUACAGCGCUCACUUUCUCAUCAGCCCAUCAGCCCAUCAGCCCAUCUCCCAACUAACAACAUUGCUCGACCAGCACGGUCCAACGAAACACCACCCCUCCUCCCCCAGAGGUGGGCGGGCUGGCUUCGGACGAAUCGCCCGCUGGCCUCCUGGAGACUGCUGCCCUGGAUCGCGCCGCCAGGUCUGCGCUAGAGAGCCGUGUUCCAGGUUCCCUCCACUCCACGUCCUCAAAUCAUCGCUUCUGUCUGACGUCUCUCGGCACCUUGCCGCUUUCAACUUGACCUCAAACCCAGCCUCACCACCGCCCGUCAAGAACCCCCCAGAGGCUCGACGCACCAGCCAGCCCAGCUCCGGGCGGCCGAGUCUAAUUCUCCCCAGAUCUACCGGUCCACUCGCAAUCCUCCCCCAGCACCGCCCGCGCCCAGAACACAGGCGGGCCGUGAGCUUACGUACCUGGCCUCCCGGGCGCCUCUCUAUUUUUGCCGUGCAGUUGUGGUCGUGUGCCCCAGAUGCCCCGUACAGUCCAUGUCUGGUGAGAUCAGAGGGCUGGCACGGCCUGGCUGAUAAUACAGCCUCCGUGUCAUUCGGCACCGGCCAAUCGCAAAAUUCCUGCUGGCCUUGACUUGCCCUUAGCCUGGAUAUCGAAUCACCAAGAGGCUCCAGAAUCCCAGAAUCUGGCGGCCUUGAUCUACCUAGGUACUCCGUACUGGGCCCCGCCGUCUAUCAUAUCGGACAUCAAGAUUCCUGAUCGCCAGGACCCAUCCUUGCUCGGGGCGCCUGGCACACGCCUAUCGAGGGCAUCCACAGGCUACAGCACAAGACCGCCUGCUGUUGACACGGUAGAUACCACGCCGUCGUGCUCUGCCUCCAGACGCUACCGCUGCAUUUCACGAUUCGCCGCCAGAGUGCGAUGGGUGGGCCCGCGUCUCCAAGACCCAAACCACUCUAGUUGUCCAGAGCCCGUUGUUUUCUGUUCCUGAUGCCAAACUGUGCAAAAUAGCCUUUUGACUAGACCAGGCCUUCGUUUACAAAGUACGAGGUCCGCCUGGCGCUCGUCAUCCCUACCACGUCACCGAGUAUGACGGCAUCGUGGAGUUUUCCGUGGGCCACAGCGACAGCUUUCGCCGGCGUCUCGUUGCGGCUGAAACCGCCGACCUGGCCGUUGUUCAAUCUCUCAUCUCCCAGUCUCCCCAGCACAGUCUAGCCCGGUCUGAGCAACUCUGCACAACCCUCUCCCGCCUGCUCACUGGUAGCUGCCGAACUUUCCAUCUGAUGUGGGCAUGAGAACUGAGACAAGCGCCCCCUCGUCGGUAUCCAUCGACACCCCCCUCCCCAACGCCCUCAAGCCUUGCUGCUCCACUAUCAAGGGCUCAGGGCUGAACACACAGAGGGGCGGAUGGACGGACUGGAUGAAUUAGAUCCUCGACGCAUAGUAUACAGAGGAUAAACAUUCGUUCCGCCGUCUCCUCCUCCACCACCACCUCCUCCUCCUCCUCCUCCUUCUUGGUAGGUCGACAGAGGUGACGUACCGAGUACUGCAGGCAAAAAGGGCAUCAUCGCCCGCGUCAGCCAGCCCAGCCCAGCCCGUCAGGUCGUGAGGCCGUGACAGCGUGGUGGUGAAUCCCGAGUCCCCUGUCUGGAGGCUCGGCCUCCCUUUCUUCUCUUGAUCAAUAUCCCCACGUCCCUCGUGUGCAAUGGUCGGCCUCGCCCUUGCUCUUCCCUCUCGCAAGCCGCGACCUUGUUGCAGAGUCCGUGGGCAGACAUGACGAGGUACCCAGUGGACCCUUGCUCCCUACGUCCAAAAUAAGAAGCUACGGGGACCGUCCCUGGCUCGUCGGCCUUCUCUGCUCCCCACUGAGAGGCAACGCUAGAGGUCCUGGACGUCCAGUUCCCACACAUCAUCGAGGUCCAGAUGCAACCCUGUCAACCCUGUCAACUCUGUUUAAAGUUGAAUCCUUGCCAGACUUGCUCAUUUGAGCCAGGCCAAGCAGAUCUCUUACUGCCCACCCUCUCUCGACUUCGCGGACGACAGGGCACGCUUGUAUCAGGGAUUCCGGCUCACCACCUACCGACGUUCCGAACCUGUCCUUACCAGACCAUUGGACUAUUCAGGGUUGAUGCCUCUUGAUGCGACGGUACAUUCUUUUAUACUGCUGGGGUCCCAGUGCACUGCCCCUCCAUCUGGCCCUUCUCUGCCCAUCUCCCCCCCCCCCGUCGUGCCCACAGUCCCUCCAGCACUUUUUUUCCCAGCCCGCCGCCCAAGCAGCCCAGUCACUCCUUUUCCUGCUUCCUCAGCCUGCCUAUAGCGCCCUGCACGCUAUUGAUCGCUGCUCUAUAAUAUAGCAAGAGCUGGCCCUCUUCCUCGCGCGCUGCCUGUGCCCAUCCGUCACGUCGUCAACGAGUUGUACUUUAUACAAUUCAUCACACUCCUUUAAACCCUGUCAACCCCUCUCAAGGCAAUAACACUGGCCAGCGGCCACCCGCCGUCGACCACAGGCUCUGCUCGAUCUUUUUCCCAUUGUUUCACACACAGAGGUUGCUUGACUCGAGAUCUCGACCGAUAUCCGAUCCCAAGAUCUACGCGUUCCUUACUUUAACCACCCAGCACCCCUUACCCUGACAGCUCCUCAGAGGCGACAUCCAAGCAACCAGCGCGGACCUUUGGGCCAUAUCGGACAUUAUUUUCUCUGGCCCUGUUCCCGGCCUGCCUAUAUUACCAACUGCUCGCCCAUUCUUAAUACACACUUAUAUACUGGCGUCCCCUUGCAAGGAACACUGCAGCAAUGGAUUCGAGUCAGGCACAACUAAGGCAGCAGAUACCCUCACCCUCAUUCGCCUUUCAUCUCAACCACAGCUACAGAAGAGACAUCCCCUCAUCACGGUCCAGCCACAUGAUGAACAUGACCGGAAGUGAGAUGCCAGUCAAAACUGAAGCCAUGGCGACAACGCCGCAGGGAGUAUGGACCACGCCAAGCACAGGAGGCAUGCGACCACGACCAGCAACCAUCCACGAGGGCUUCUCCUACUGUGUUGACGAGAGCUACCAAGGCCUGCCAGCCUGGGACUCCUCGACUCUGCCCAUGCACCAGCACCAGCAGCAACACACCCCCAGUGACACAGUCUCCUCGAGGCCAAUCUCGGUUCAUCAGGAGUUCUAUCCGCCCACGACUCUGGACAACGGUCACUGGAUGCAAAAGCCCGUAGAGGACAACCUGGAGAUGCACGGUAUCGACACCGACAUGAGUAUUGGUCAAGCAUACACCACUGACGACGCUGUCCCGAUCCUCGAUCUUCGCUACCCCGGACAACCUCUAGAAGGUGACGCGGUGAACUUCGAUAACGGUUUAAAUCCUCGACGUAUGUCAGGCUCGUCGUUCACCAUGUCCACAUCCGGUGGGCUGUCAGACAUGACAUCUUACGAGGACUUCUCAGCAGCUCUUUCCGAUGCGCCCUCGUUCAGCUCUGAAUACCCUCCGCCAUCAAACAGGAACUCCAUGAUGUCCUCCACGCAACUCUCACCAGUAGCGUCGCCUCGUAUGACGCCGCAGAGUCGAUCCGAACUUGUGAGAACACAGAGCCGGGGCCGCGCCUCGCCCUCUCCACGCCCAGGAAUGCGAUCUGCGCCAUAUACCGUGGACAACUCUCGGAGCAACAAACGGUGGUCCACCGGCUCCUACGGCACGAUGCCAAAUAGGAGGCCGUCGCCUUUUGUGUACCAACAUGGACCUGAGGCUUUCGGCCCGCGCAUGUCAUCAAGGCAUUCGUCGCCUACCGUUCAGACUACUCAGAUGCCACUGAGCUUUGGAAACCUGCAAGCCACUCAGCAGCAGCAGUUUUUCAUGGGCCAAGCCCACCCGGCCGCAUUCCAGCGAAACAGCAUGUUGCUGCCUUCUCAGCUGCCCUCCCAAGGCUUCCACCCCGAUGCGCAUCAUUUCGAGAACCCGCCACCAUUGCUAUCCCAUGGCCUCUUUCGAAUGCUUCAGAGCAAUGCCGAUCCACACUCGCUCCACGGUCACUAUACGGAUCUUUCGGACCCUCCUGAUUUGUUCGCAUCGCUGCACGAGGAGCAGAUACCACCGCCCCCCGAGGACAUGAACCCGUCAGACCCAGACUUGGUACCUCACGAGCAGGAGUUGCGCUUCGAUGGAGAUUUGUACACGCCUAAAUGGGUCCGCGGCCACGGCAACAAGCGCGAGGGAUGGUGCGGUAUCUGCAAGCCAGGUCGCUGGCUGGUGCUGAAGAACUCGGCAUUCUGGUACGACAAGAGUUUCACACACGGAAUCAGCGCGGCGACUGGCCAGCCCUUCAAUGAGCCGCAGGAGACAAGACGCAUGGACGGCAACCCUGACGUUUGGGAAGGUCUUUGCGGUAGUUGCAACGACUGGAUAGCACUUGUCAGCAGUAAGAAGAAGGGUACGACCUGGUUCCGGCACGCAUACAAAUGCCACACUCAUCCCAAGAUCAAAGAUGCUCCCAAGCGCCGUAGGGAGAGCAGCCAUCAAAAACUGGCCGCCUCAACCAUGGCGAAACCCAAAGUCGAGCCAGGCCAGAAGUUACAACAAGAGAGCCCAGUGACGCCACAGCCGGCACCCGUCUCCAUGGCAAUGUCGAGUACUCCGACACACGCGCAAAUCACGUCUCAUCCACAGCAGCCACAGAAUCUACAGCAGCAUCACCAGCCGUCGGAGCAACGUCAUAGCUACCACCAGCAUCAGUACCAGCAGCCAAUGGUCCCACCGCCCGUUCCCGCUCACAUGCAGAUCCAGGUGUCCGCCCCGGGGCACCAGAGGAAUUCGGGUUCGCCCAUGGACGGAGUCACGAACAUGAUCUGAGCCGUUAUGUGAGACAACGCGCAACAGCCACGCCCGGUGCGAGACACGUGUCACGAAACCUAUUUUCUUCUUUCAAGACAAACGCCCAAUUCUCUAGAGCCAUCGAAUCAUCUUUCAAUCGCACAUAGUUCACGAAGUGAUGGGGAGAUACUGGAUCAACGGGGGAUACCAUAGACUGGCAUUACGGGUCGGGUUGGGUUGGGACUUUUGGAUCAUUUCUAUUUUCUUUAUCCUUAUACGCAAGAGUUACAGGGCGAGCACACCACAGAAGAAGCGCGCAGCAACAUCACUCUUGGAUACCUACACCUCGACCUCACCUGGCAUCUCAAAAACGACUCGGGAUCAUCGGGAGAAAAUAGCAUCCUGUCUCUCUUUUACGUUUCCUCUUUUCUCUUGUACCUUUGGUUCCCAAGUCUGUCUUUUAUGGCCAUUGAUGAUGUAGCACGAUAUGAUGCUUCCGGUUGACGAAAAAAAAUGGAGGGUCGCGGAGAUGGAAUCCAACGACGGCAAACAAAAUCACCCGGCCCUCAGCUUGCAGCGCUCUCUUUUUUCUUGCUUUCUUCGUCUCCUCCGCGUUGCUUAUAUCUCUUUACUCAUCUUCUUUCACUCCUUCAACACUCUUCUCCUAGUUCUAAGUUUAUUGAUGCAUCUCCUUUUACCGAUUUCUUAGGUAGUCUAAUACUAGAUAGUUCCAAUUAGGUCCUGCCGCCCGAGAGGGAAGAAGGGGGGCAGAGAGCGAGGCGCAAAAAGGCGAUGUUUGGUCAAGUUUUCCUGGGGACAUGCAAAAAGAGGAGGAUACCCAUAGGGCCAUCUCGGAUGGUAGGACAGGCAAGGACAAAGCUAGGGUCUGGUUUCUUCCCACGCGCCACGGACAUACGAUUGGGCAAGCUUAGCUGAAUGAAAACUCGUUUGCAGUAUGCAUACGCGGAUGCUGGAGGUGCAAGUGCCGAUCAGGGCAUCAGGUCGGACCCUAUGGCUUCCAUGUGAUUACCGGUUCAGAAACCGGUGUGAUAAACCGGGCACGACCCGCGCCCAAGCUCUCCACAGUGCCUCCAGUAUAGAGAGGUGACGAAGACUCAGGUCCGUUACAAGAGGUGAUAUCGACGGCCCAGCAAGGGCUUCCAAGGCUAGUAGUGGUGCGUCGAACCCCGCCUACACGAGGGGCCCCAUCGGUCCGAGGCGGACAACCAUCACCAGGCAGUCAGUCAGGUUUGGCUACCCAACCCAUAUUGGAAUGUGAUACCGGACCGGCACCGAACAAGUGCAUGUCCCCCGGUGCAAGGGAGCGAUCCAGAAGAAGGUUCCGGGUAAACCUCGACCAUCCUUUUCUAGCCUCGACUGCCCCGGCGAGGCAGAACCUCCGCCCUGUCAGGGCUCAUCCUGAGUAUUCUAGCCCCCUUGGGGUUAUCUCGGAUCUUUGGGCCUUGAUCUUGGGCCUUGGGUUGAUGAUGGGAUCGGGAAGGGAAUGGCAAGGGCAGGGAAGGCUGGGAUACUUGCCAGCGAGGCUGCACGUACCCCCGUCCCCAUCCGGCAUCCUCGGCGGACAACGAGGCAAGGCCAGCCUGGCAGCCUGGCAGCCUGGGUGACAGGAAGUGGAGUCGGGGGAUCCGAGAAAGGCUGAAGGAGAAACCCGACCCGGCCCCCCAGGCCACGCCUUCCGGCUUAUCAAACAAACGUGGGCUAUAGCAAUUGACUCAAUGCCGCGGCUGUUCGGUUCCUUUCUUUCUUUGCCGGCCCCUGCUUACUGCUUCUCUCACUCCCGUUCCCGUCUGAUGUCAACGCUGAAGCGCAGCCGUAAAACUGCCGUGCGUCAUGAUCCCUUGACCGAGAUGUCCAGUGAUCAGCCGGACUUCAGCCCAGAUCUCGGUGCUAAAUGGUUCACGCCUCAAGUCAGCCCCACGAAACUCCUGAUGGCGCCAACUCUCAGCCCUAGAGAUCUGUCCAAAGGGUACGGAGUACGGAGUACAUAACGCAGCUACUGCGAGGCAUGUACAGACGUACCUCACCCGCGGGGCCCCGGUCUCGCAGGGGUCCCUGACCAUUUACGUGAGGGAUGUGUGAGAGUGCGUAAGGGCACCCUGGAUGAGACGACAUGCCAAUCGUAUUCCUGCUAUGUAAACUCUCCGUGCUCUCGAGACCCACAACUGCCCCGAACAGGCAGAUUUAUUUGACAGCGCCGCUAGGCGAGGCUGCGAUCAGAGCUGCCAGAAAGGCGUGGGCAGUGGAGGGGGGAGGGGCGCCGAGGGGGUCGCUGUCAGUUCAAGCUCAGGACCCCCGAGAUGGCGAUGAAUGUGGCAUCGAACGUCGAUCUACCGAAACCCGGGAAAUAGAAUAAGCCCCAUGUACCCACUAUCCAGACAAGCCCCCAGAUGCGGAUCCGGGUUCCUGAUCGGAGCCAUGGGAGCUGGGAAGAAGCAUGUCUGCUUGGGCCACCUAGAACCGUCGGCAUAGACUGCAACGCGGCUCACUAGAGCUCGAUCGAAGACAGACGAACACACAAGAAGAACGGAUGCAUAACGAGCGGUUGAGCAGAUCGGCCCGGGGGGCAGUGGGGGGCGGGAAGGGUGACGUCUGCUGGCGAUGAUAGGAAAUGUCUCGGAGUCUGACAGCUCGCCGGGCAGCAGCUUGCCGCAGCUCUGCGGGCAUGCUAAAACUUGACAGGCGUUGAGGGUAGCACCCAAAGUAGACAGGCAGGUGGACAAGGAACAAAGCGCGCGCUCUGAAGCCUUGGGCGAUGGGAUUCCCGAUUGCGAGCGGGACGUGGCUUUCCUCAGUAGCGAAAACGAGCCACCAAACUCUGCCUGGGGCUGCUGGGGCUGCUGGGCGUGAGGGCUUGCUGCACUGGCGCACUCCUGAUUGCCAGACGCGAGGUUCGGGAGCGUGGCAUUCCUGGGAUUGGGGGGCCCCCAGUAGGCGGCUCGGCCGUCUCAUCUCUCAUCUCCCAGAUUCAUGCGGAGCCUUGCUCAAUGACGUUGGCAGGGCACCAGAGGACGACGGUUCCUGACCGGGCGCAAAUCAACAGCCCUGUCGGGACACGUUCUAGUGUGGGCUGGCGCGUUGUUGGGAUGAGUCACCUUUUUUGAGGUUGCUCGGAGGACUCUUUUGGGAAAUGUGUUGCGUCGUCGUGGAGGGUGCAUCCUCGGUCGCACAUGGUCACGGUGUGGGGGCAGGCGAGGGGUGAGCUGGGCCAAGCUGGGCGAGCUUCGGUCAGUCGAUUCGGCCUCGAUGUGCGUGCGCAGCUGUCGGGGUAUCAUCAGAUGGCUGAGGGAAGAGACGAACACGGCAAGAUGAGGCAGGCACCAGAAGGUUGGCAGGACCGCUGCAUACAAAGCAGAGGAAGGGGCUCCCCGACGCCGUCAACUGGUGUCUCCAAGCAAGCUGGACCAAUCAGCACGCAAGCGCGAACCCUCCCCUCGCC